UGCGUUAUUUACCUCAAGGGCCUUGUCGGCUCCCACUAGGUGAAUCAUCGUUCACGCCUGUGCUUCACCAUGGACCCCUCUAAACCAUUUGGAGGCCUUCGAAGCCAUUUACUGAAUUUCAAAACACUCCUCAUUCAUCCCAAUCAAAGCAAUUGACUUGCCAAGUCUGCUUCGCUUUUUCUUGACCACGGUUCUAUAUUUAGCAAACAUUGCUCAGCUUCGGCAAAAGGACGUCUGUGUGGUCAAAAUGAGCCCUCAAAACAUGAACAAGAAGUCAUGGGAGUCUCUUUCUUCGACAUUCUCUCAGCUUGAAGUAUCGAUCUCUCAUGACAGUUGCUAUGCCUCGGAUGAGGUGUCUGUCACAUCGACCAGCCAAGCUGGUGCGUCGACCUUGGCGCCUACAAGUGGAUCGUCUGUGGGAUCCUUUUUGAAGCCCAUCUUGAAAAGACCGUACUCCGAAAUUGAAGAGUCAGAGACAGAAUCCGAGUCGGGCUAUGCAUCGGAAGCCUCUGAUUCCGACUAUGACGCGAUCUUCGAAGACAGUGAUGACGACGACGAUGAUAUAUACUAUGUCUCUGGGUGGGACAGAGCAUCCAUAAUGUCUGAAUCAUGCGAUGAAGAUGAUGCGGAAUCCUUUGACGGAUCUUUCAUUUCCUUCGGGCCUGUGGUUCGAUUUGACACAAACAUACGCUAUAUCGAUGCGCCAGUCCUGGACGACGAAGGCUCUGAUGCCGAGCUGACAUGUCAUGAGCUGAUGGAACGUGCGCGAGCGUCUGGGACGCUCCGAUUCCAGGAGACAUGCGACCAUGUCGAAGACGUUGAUGACAGUAUGCCCGAGUCAAUGAGACAGCUUCCUGAAGAGCACCCCAGUGAUGUCGUUGACCUGGACAAGAGACUAUUUGUUGCCUACAUGAAUGGCAUGCACGGGAUUCCUGAUCGCAAAUACCGAUCUCGUCUCCACAAUCAGGCCAACGACUUCAGUAUGGGUCGCCUGGACUCGCCAUACCUGGACCUGGACAGUGCCAGCGCCAGUGGGGCCUACUUUGACAACGUGCUGAAUCACGUCAUUGGGCUCUUCCGCAACAUUGUUGCUAAAGAGGAUUUUGGCGAACUUGCCAGCCUUAUCCACGAAGAAGGCGCCUCAGGACACCCUCUAGGUUCCAGCAGAAGUCAGGAGCUGCUGGCCAAGAUUGAGCACAUUCUUGCAGAGAGACUAGCGUGUGACGCCAAUAUUGGGCCGGACGAGCUGAGCUUUUUUGCCAGCGGCGUCGCGUAUGCUUUGGAGAACUGGAGAGACUUCCUGGUCCGGUAGAUAGGUGAUCGUACAGCAUUCUGCUGUGAAGGGAAACGGACUGGAGCCGAGUUCGGCCCAGCAAAAAUUGAUUUGCUUGACAUGAUGCGUGAGAUGCCAGCUGUUUUACAAAAGCUC
This is a messenger RNA of Aspergillus ibericus CBS 121593, 1429 nucleotides long. RefSeq lists its product as uncharacterized. The record is from RefSeq and is a predicted model, not a curated record. Bases 248 to 1312 code for a protein of 354 amino acids. The transcript has a single exon. Lineage: Eukaryota; Fungi; Ascomycota; Eurotiomycetes; Eurotiales; Aspergillaceae.